Mauremys reevesii (Reeves's turtle) is the source of this 5016-nucleotide messenger RNA. RefSeq names its product homer scaffold protein 3 (gene HOMER3). The coding region runs from base 753 to 1823 and encodes 356 amino acids. The record is from RefSeq and is a predicted model, not a curated record. Lineage: Eukaryota; Metazoa; Chordata; Testudines; Geoemydidae. Gene Ontology annotation, molecular function: G protein-coupled glutamate receptor binding. Gene Ontology annotation, biological process: G protein-coupled glutamate receptor signaling pathway; regulation of store-operated calcium entry. The transcript has 10 exons. Gene Ontology annotation, cellular component: dendrite; plasma membrane; postsynaptic density.
AUUGGAAAUAAAGUGAGGAGAAAGAAGAGAGAAAUGUGACCGAGAUGGGGCAGUUGGCAGAGGAAGGAAGCAGAUAAAAAAAAUGAGAGAGAGAACAAAGAAAUCGCGACCAAGAGGAACAAACUGUGGAGGCAGCUUCACUUUCUGGGCUGUGGAAAGAACUUCCAGGGUAUCUCAGUCGCUGGAAUAACAGGGCGCAGGCUGCACUGCUGCAAAGGGUUUGCAAAAGGAGCAAAUAAUCUUGUGGCUGCUGCCCAUGCUGAAGGGAAAAAGGGAUCCUGUGAGCAAGAGCGAGGAGGAAACUGCCUGCCAGAGACUGCAAUAUUUCAGUAGCAAAGUGUGCUCCAAAGUUCUUUCCAGGAUCCCCUGGGCUGCAGCUCUUGGUGGGGAGAACCCCCACCCAGGAAGGUUGCCCGAGCUCUCACCCCCUGCCCCUCCCACGCGUACUUUGGGAUUAUAGGUCAUUUUUGAACAAACAACAAAACUAGCGGAUUUCAGAGUGAAAUUCCGGAGGAAAUUUAAAGAGCAUCCGGAUCCGGAGAAAGAGAGAGAGAAGGAGGAAGGAAAAAAUAAAUAAAAACGUGGAGUGAAUCUAAGGCAACCAAAGAAGGGAAGAGAAGAAAGAAACUGACACUGACGUGGAGAUGGGGAAAUGAAUCACUGAGGAGGCCAAACCGAGAUCUAGGAAGCUGCUGGAAGACUGAUGCAAACUAACUUCACUACCUAAUAGUCUGUCCAGCCAUUACUAACCAAUGUCAACAACUAGGGAGCAGCCGAUCUUCAGCACUCGGGCCCACGUUUUUCAGAUCGACCCGGCCACGAAGCGGAACUGGAUCCCUGCCAGCAAACAUGCCCUGACCGUCUCCUACUUCUACGAUGCCACGCGCAACGUGUACCGGAUCAUCAGCGUGGGCGGCACCAAGGCCAUCAUCAACAGCACCAUCACCCCCAACAUGACCUUCACAAAAACCUCCCAGAAGUUCGGACAAUGGGCGGACAGCCGAGCCAACACAGUAUACGGGCUGGGCUUUGCUUCUGAGCAGCACCUCUCCCAGUUUGCGGAGAAGUUCCAGGAGGUGAAAGAAGCAGCCCGUUUGGCAAGAGAAAAAUCGCAGGAUAAAACGGAGCUGACCAAUCCAGCCCUGAACAUCACGUCUCACCAGGUGCUGCCAAGCACCGUCAUCAGCUCCAAUGGGCCGGGAGACGAUAAGCUGUUCCGGAGCCAGAGCGCCGACGUUGAGAUAACAACGGAGAAGGAGCGGCUGAAGAAGAUGCUCUCCGAAGGCUCAGUGCCCGAGGUCCAGUGGGAAGCUGAAUUCUUCACCCUCCAGGACAACAACAACAAGCUGGUGGCUGCCCUGCAGGAGGCCAACGCCAGCGUGGAGCAGUGGAAAAAGCAGCUGGCCGCGUACCAGGAGGAGACGGAGACGCUGCGGCUGCGGGUGGCUGAACUGGAGCUGCAGAAAGCCCACGAUUCCUCCAGCGAGGGCAGCAAGGAGGAGCUGAACCAGACGCUGGAGGAGCUGGAGCUGCUGAUCAAGGCGAAAGACGAGGAAAUUCAGCAGCUGAAGAGCCAGAAGAGUGGCCAGUGGGAGGCAGAAGGGGAGCGCGAGGAAAUGCUGCAGAAGCUGCAGGAGCUGGAAGGACGCAACGCGGAGCUGGAGCGACGUGUGCACGUGGCUGAGCAAACGCUGGCCGAGCAGCUGGCCGAGAGGGAGAAGAUGCAGGGCGAAGUCACCAAGGUGGGCGAGCUAAUGGAUGUGAAGAUAUUUGAGCUCAGCGAGCUCCGGCAGGGACUUGCCAAGCUGGUGGAAAGCAACUGAGCAGCCCUGGCCACAGAGACACCUUCCGGGAGGGGCAGAGCCCAGCUGAGGCCGGUUACAAACUGCAGCAGGAAUUGGGACCUGGGCGGGGUCCAGCCACAAACCAGGAGAUGCCUGCAACUGUCUGUGGAGACUGGCCAGAGCCGCCUGCUGUGCAUUGAGGGCAGACCUGGUGCCAGUAGGCAGCUGAACUCGGGGGGUUUCCACCCAAGGAGUGUCCGUGAGUCAUGUCCAGGCCUCUCUGGAUCCUGCCCGGCGUUGGCGUGGCCGGCAGGUGGCAGGGUCCCCCCGUGCUGCUCAGUGACGCUGCUCUCCUGGCCUCACUCUAACGCAUUUCCCUGACAUUUUUACAGAAGGAAACUCCUUUUCUAGGGACGGGGCUCACCUGCCUGCCCAUUUUUCAGUAGUUUUUCUAGGGAACCGCUUGCUUCUUGUGAACCAAACUGCCUGGCUCCUGCUUCCCAUCCCCAGGAAGAGACGGCCCAUCACACCACGGGCGGUAGCUGCUCCUUCUCCCCCUUCCCAACCGUACUUACAUCCAUCUUUUUAAUAGAUUCUGAUCACUUUUUAUUCACUGUCAGGGGCUUCCAGAACCCCCCUGGGCAGGGACAGCGCCUCACCUUGCGGCUGCCCAGUCACACCCUCCAGAGGGGAAGAAGUUGCAGGAUUUCAAGCUGUUUUCUAUUUUAAGGCAGUGGGUUUUCUUACUUUCCAAAGCUGCUUUAAGCUGGGAGGAGCAGGCGGUGCUGGGGAGGGGAUUAGGGUUUGAGAAACAGGAUAGCUUGGGGGUGACCAGCCAGCCGCAGAGCUGGCAUCUGUCCAGGCUCCAAGGGCUGCCACUCACCUGAGUUAAAUGCAGCAAAUCUCAGUUGCUCUUGUUGCCUCUUGGGAAGCGUGGUCCAGGGAGACAGCAGGCCCCACGAGCCGCGUGGCCUCUGGAGGGUGCAGGCCCCCGGGCUAUGCUCCCCCUUGAGCUGCGCAGCUGGAUGCAGCUAGGAUGUUGGCUGUUUGGAGCGCAUUGGGCCUGGGCUCCCUAGGGGCUGCGGGACAUUUGUGGGUCCUUAUGGGUGUUGUUGAGUAUUGUAAAUCUAUAGGGAGCGGGGCUGUCACACUCCCCCGCCCCCUGCCCCGGCCCUGUGGAGCCCAGUAGCUGCCUAGUAGCAUGCUUAGCCUGUGUCUAAUGAGGAAGCAGCGUGUGUAGACGUAGCUGGUUGCCCAGAGGGAUCAGGGCUGGGUCUGUUUUUUGUUUCUCCUUGAUGCCAUAGGUGCAGUGUAGACACAGUAACUGGAGAAUGUUUCCAUGGGAUUGUAGAGACGCUGCAGAAUCUGCCUAAAACUCCAGCAACCCCGGCGGCCAAAUCCUGCCUUCUGCCCACAGGGUCAAACCCUCUGUCUGCGUGUACCUGGGUGAAAAGAGUAACUCAGCUGCGGCGGAGCUGCCUCUCACUCACCCCCGGCACGAGAAGGGGUUUCAGGGUGAAGCUGAUGUGAAGGGACGUGAUUGCUCUGCCAUUGCACCGAGCUCCCUCAGGGCUCCCUUAAACCCCAGCCCCUGCUUACGCCUGUGUGACUGAGCCACACAGGCAGGCGCAGGCGCCGGGGAGAUCCUGAAGGAGUGGAGCUGUGAUGUCAGGGUUACAGAGCUUGUGUCUAGGUUAGGCCGGCCCCUUCCCUCCCUCCCUCUCUUUCAAAGCUUAGGAGUUGUGGGGAAAUGUAGAUUUCUGAACCUGCGCAGCCAGGAGAACUUUUUUGCAUGAGCUGCUCCCACGCCUGUGUGGGGGCUUGAGUUAGCUGUAACAUGUGCCGCCCGCAGGGUGGUGUGUGUGUGUGGGGGGGGGUACGUGCGUUCCGGUUCUGGGGGCAGCUGUGGCCCCCUUGGAAAAUAGAGAUCAGCUGCAGGAAAGGUGCCUUCACUCUGGCUCUGCUUCAUUGUGGGGUGGCGCUGGAUUAAGCAGGCAUCUCCCCUGCAUGUUGUCAGCCACUCACCCACCCACGGGUCCUGUCUGUGUCUCAUGCCACAUGCAAACUACCAGGAGAAGGGGCAUGUCAAAGGUUCUGGGUCUGACUUCCCACCACUCUGUCCUCCAUGUCGCCGCACCCAGCCUCUUGCUACUGUGUGGCCGGUGGCGAGAUGGGAGUUUCCCAGCAAUUGGAGCUCACUGGACCGGCUUGAGCAACAUCCCAGGCUGAGUCAGCUCUGUCAAGCUGAAAGCCGGGGAGGUGCUGAGUGGGGCAGGACUGAUUCUGAGUGGGAACGGAGCAGACGCAAGCCACAGCACGGCGCUUUGCUGAGACUGCAGCUCUGCCUGGUUCCCACCUGCCUUCCACACCUGUGCGUUUGCUAGCCCAGACUUGUCGCUGGCAGCAGCGCCGGCGUUAGCCAGGGUUUGUAAUGACCCGGCGCCCUUUACCCCUCGCAAGCACAGCCCCAGUCACUCCCGGGGUAACGCCCUCAGCCCUCCCGUGACGUUACGAAGAUGCUGACAGGAGCCAUGGACGUGGCAAACCCGGAGCUCCAGCCUGCACUUGGCCCAGCCUUCCCCGCCAAGCACAGCUCAGGAGCCGUUGUCUCAGGCUCACACUCCAGCCAGGCUCCGGCCUGCUUCCCUGGGCCACAGCUGCUUUCCUUCCUUCUGUCCUGUAGAGACAGCGCACCAGGCACUGAGUCACUGCACCGCUGUGUCUCGGGGAGCCAGGACACGCUGGGCUGGGCAUGGUGAGUCACGGCUGAGGCGCUGCCCGAAGGCAGGUAGGGGCAGGCUCUGCCUGCGAGGGGACGGGAGCAUAGAGCCCAAGAACUUGGUGGCUUUGCUGAUUUAAAGCCCUGGGAUGUUAAGGCUGGGCCCUGAACCAACCAAAUCCAUUCUGAGGGCUGAGUCCCGCAUUGUAUCCCCGCCCCCCCGCAGGAGUCUGAGGCUCUCCGAUGCCGAGGCUCCAGUUUAAACAACAAGGCAGGUUAACAGCAAACCCCUCAAUGAAUUACUCUCAUGGUCCAUGUAAGGACACACCCCACACUCCUCAACUGCCAGGAGCUGAGGGGGUGUGGCCCCUAGUUAUGACCCAGCAGCAAGAUGAUCACAUGAAAGGCAGGUCAAUGCCCGCUUUGAUUGAAUGCUGCCCCUCAAGUGGCUGACAAGGCAGAGGGCAAUGGGGCAGGGGGCAGAGCCCCCCUCCUGGGGUUAGCCAGCUCAUC